AUGGCCAAGGCCAUCAUCACGUCCAUCCUCGAGGCGCAACUAGGCAAAUACAUUGACGGUCUCCGCAGCGACUCGCUCGUUGUGGGGCUCUGGAGCGGAGAACUGGAGCUGCGUGACCUGACACUCAAGCCACACGCGUUGGCCGAGCUGCAGCUUCCUCUGACUGUAGCCAGUGGCAGCGUGGCGCGUGUCCUCGUGCGUGUACCGUGGAACCAAUUGGGAAGUGCUAGUGUGACCAUCACUCUCGAAGGAGUGGCGGCUCUGGUCUUACCCAAUACCGAGCGAGCGACAGCAGCAGAAGUGCUCCAGGCCAAGAAAAACCAGCUUGAGAGGCGAGAGCUGCUUCGACAACAUGGUCGCUUUGCCGCCCGCAUGGCUCCAGCUCGGCAGUCACCGCAUCAAAAAGCGGAAGAUGAGAGCACGUUUGCGUCGAGGCUGACGGCUCGUAUCGUGGACAACUUGCAGGUGACGCUGCUUGGUGUGCACGUGAGGUACGAAGAUGCGGUGGCUAAUCCUGACGCACCGUUUGCGUGUGGUCUCAUGCUCGAGCGGUUUCGCUACUUUACAACGGACGGAGAAGGACAAGAAGCGUUUGUGGAUCACACGUCCGUGCACAGCGCUUUUACUUAUAAAAAGGCAGAACUCACGCAAUUUGGAAUGUACUGGGACCGACUGGACACUACCGACGAUAGCUCGAGACUCGAGACUGACCAAAAUAUUCCAAAAGUGAUGCGAAAAAUGGUAGAUGCACUCAGAGAAGAGGGAGACGAGCACGCCGACAUGUCGAGGCGAUGGGUGCUGCGCCCCUGCUCAUUGAUGGUACAGCUUACGAAGAAUGAGAGUGCCAACUACUUGGCAGUUGCUAAGUACACGGUCGAAGCGGAAAUAGGUGCGCUACAGGGAAGUUUGACGCGCGAACAGUAUGAGGAUGUGCUGUUUUUGCAACGUGCAUUUUUAGGUCGGCGCGCUGUAGAAGCACACUUUGCACUGGCGAGGGGACGGCCAUUGCACACACCCGGAACGCGCCCUCGUGAGUGGUGGGACUACGCCACUCGCCUGGUGCUUGAGCAACGCAGGGCAAAGCUUCGAGAUCAGGUGAAGGGCGCUGAUACGCUCCUCUUGCAUCAACGACGACGGCUUCAUUGUCGUAAAAUGCGAUGGUCUUCUAUACAUAAAGCAGUGCUUGAGCAGCAAUUAUACAUGGAGUCUUUUCGUGCGGAAUUGCGCAAUGGGGCUUCUCUGGAUCCCUCAACUAGACAAGGUAAAUUCAAACAGCGGUAUGAAGAGAUAUACCCUGUCGACGUAGUUUUGCACUUGCGUGAUGUCGUCGAAGACGCCGAAGACCGUGCACGAAAAGAAGCAGAGGCGUUUGCAAAGGCACAACCGAAGUCCCAGGAUGCCCAGAACGGUGAUGGGUCGUGGUAUUCGUACUUUUUUGGUGGAGAUGCCGUUGCUGCUACUGGAAAGGACAACGAAGAGGAGGGGCAUGUGCUGUCUGCGGAAGGACGUGAGAAUUUGCGUGAGGCCUACGAUGAUGCUGUGAUAAAAGCUAGCAGUGCGCACGAAGUGCCGCUUGGGUGCAACCUUGUGUCUGUGCAGAUCCAGCUUGUAAAUGGCUCGAUGGCUCUAUAUCAGUCAAAUGCUCACAAGCGUCCGUUCGUCAUUGGCGUGUUUAAGGGGUCACUUGCUGUAAACGUCCAGCCAAAAGAUGAGUACGAUGUCAGGUUAUGCGUUCAGCACUUCGACAUUCUCAACGGGUUGGCGAGCAAUCCUCGGUUUCGCUCGUUCUGCAGUCCGUCAGCCUUGCCAUCACCCAUGGUCGAGCAGCGCACAGCUUGCGUCAGUAUUGAUAUAAGUCGGCGAGUAAUGGUGCGGGAAGCCCAUGCACGGAGUGAUGAUGACGUACACGCCACGCUGAAUGUACGUGUGAGCUCAGAGCCUAUUCGUGUGAUGAUUGAUCCGACAUUCGUGAUGUUUCUGCACGCAUUCUUCGUCAGCUUGCUGUCAGAGAAGCAGCUUGAAAAAGUCUGGCAGUUCGCGACAUCUUCCGUAGCAGACUGGAUGUUUUCUGAUGAUCCUACAGAUCAAACAGCGAUCUUGCAGUCAUCCAGUCGUAGUGCACAAAAGGAAGCCAAAGAAGCUGAGUUAAUGCGUUCACUGGAAAAGGCAGCAGGCCGUAUUGCGUACGACAUCCUGGUGAACAUGAAUGCACCUGUGCUUGUACUACCAGAGAAUAUAGCCGACACGACUGGCGCGGUUCUUGUCAUCGAUCUUGGUAUGCUGAGCUUUUGCAACAAAGAGAAGGUGACGCCGAUCAAAAAGUCUUCGGACGUUAUCCUUGGUACUACAGCUGACGACCCGCAUCGCUUGCAUUGGCGUCUAAAGUUGACAAAAAUCUAUGCAUUGCUCGGCCGCCAUGAGCAUUUGGUGGACUGGACGAACGAAGAGCUACAGGCUUUUACCAAAAUUGUGGAAGAUCUCUCUGUUGAGUGUUUGUUCCAAACACAAUCAUCAUCUUCACGCCUGAGACUUCCCUCGCGGGGGAAAGAGAAUGUUGUUGCAGUCAAGCCGCUGCCGCAAGUGGGUGUCCACGCUGCUAUUGAUACGAUAACUGUAUUGCUAACUGAAAAACAGCUCGUGGCACUGGGACGGAUUCAUUCAUCUAUUAUACAAGCAAGUACUGCGAUCACCAGGAACAAUAGACGUUUGUCAUAUUUUGUAGAGGAAGAGCUAGAGUAUGAUACAGCCGAGUCAGAUAGUAUCAGCGACGAACGCCCUGACAAGGUGACUGGUGCUGCCGUUACGGUAGGCGAGAAGUUCCUACUUGAGAUGCAACUUUCGCUUGGAUGCGUGGAAUUGAACCUACGCGAGUCAGCUGCCAAGGACGCAUUUGUUUUGCGAGCAUCGCGUAUUUCAUUUGCAGUCGAAGCGUACUCGGGUCACCACUUGUACCGUGCACGACUCAAGGCGCUUAUAAUGGAAGACAAGCUCUAUGAUUCCAAUUCGCGAUUCUACAGGUUGAUUUCUACGGGUGAAAACGUGAAUGAGGCCCCUCAUCUGAUCGCUAUUGAUGUUGCUGCAUUUUCUGCAGACUCCGCUGAAACGAAAGAGCAGAAUAGAAGAGGGGGUCCUGCGCAGCUGGAAGCUAAUGUGCAAGUGAAUGUGCUACAUUUACAGUGGAAUCCGUCGUCUGUGGCGCUAUUUUAUCGCAUUCUUUCCGGCUAUGCAUCUGCGUUUCAACCGCCUGUAGAUUUAACGCCUCCACGAGAAAGAUCGGCAUCAUCGUUUCACCGAGAAUGUCUUCUAGAGACGACAAGUCGAACCAGAUGCGGCGAGAAGAAGGAGAGAGUUGCCAUGCUUUCCAGUUUGCGGUCUCGAGGUCAGCCUGUCAUUGUGGUGCGAGCAUCGCUGGUUCAGUUCAGUUUGACUUUGAACAAAGACCAGCUCGACCGGCAACUGGCACGCUUAGAUCUGAGCAAUGCAGCCGUUAACUAUACCAGCUAUAUGGUAGACGGCCGAACAUCCUCUGACGAUUCGUUCGAGGUAACGGGUCACGUGGGAAAUUUUGUGGGCACAGACUUGAGUACAUCAAAGCACCCCUUGUACUCGACUUUACUUGGUCUGGAUGCCGGUGAAGUUUGUUGCUGCAGCAAAUUGGGAAAAGAAGUGGAAGCUUUGUUGACUUUCGAGUUUGCAAGUGACCCGUCCGCAAGUGAAAAGAGUGCUUUGCGAUUGGCAUUUCAACCUGUCCGUGGCGUUUACUACCACCAGCAAGUCUUAGAGCUUGUGGACUUUGUUUUUGAAGGGGUACUGGGCGCAAUGGUAAGUCGAACGCUGGUGAACGCAACGCAGCUGAUACUCCGCGAAGAUGAGGCCAGUGUUGUGCUUGAUUUGAGUGUUCUGAAACCCACGCUGGUGCUUCCUUUAAGCUUACAAGAUGCUCCCCAUGUUAAGGUGACCGCAGAUGUGUUACGACUAGUUCAUUUUCCGUCCAGCGUAGUGCACUACGAUGAAAGUUUGGAAGCAAGAAGUAAGCGGGUUGUGCAUGAUGAAGACUCGGUGCGUCCAGCGUCUGGUAGACCUGUUGAUGGAGCUGGAGGUAUCGCGUUGCGAGUGGACUGUAAAGACCUUUUUCUUGAGCGCGUUCGUAUCUUUUGUACGGCAACGAAUGCAGGCGGAAAAACGAAAAAUGCCGAUGGAAGGCCUGUAUACGAAGACAUUCUGCCUAAGCCUGCUGCCCUGAAGAUCAGCAUAGAGGACCUUGUGUCAUCUACAAUUUGCUUAGGCGAUAAAAAUUUGGCCAGCAGCGACGAAACGAAAGCAGUAUUUCUUCCGCGACUUACCGUGAGCUCGGUCUUACCUCCGUUGGAAGUGCACUUAUCCCGUACCAGCUACUUGGGUAUAGUCGCCCUCAUAUUGUCGAAUUUUGGUGCCGACGAACUACAAAACAAUUCUGACGCAACGGAAGAGAAUGAGCGAGCUGUCAGCGCUGUUCGAUUACUUGGUAGAAGACGCAGUAGUACAGGUGCCGGUGGAGUACCGUCAUUACGCCCCACUGUGACGUAUACGUAUCUCCAGCCAAACGCGGAUGAAACAACAUUUCAGGUGCAAUUUGCUAUGGAAGAUGUCCGAAUACUGUUGUUCUUGGAUGAGAAGGUGAAACCACUCGCAAACAGUGACAUUCCAGUCGAUACGAUUGUGCAGCACGCCCUUUCAGACGUCGCACAAACUCUUCGCAAAGGGGCCUUUGUUGAGGUCACCGCCAGUGAUUUUUCGCUACGUUUCGGAAACGAAAUUGAUAAGAAUCCGUGCUUGGCGCUGCGUCUGGGAGCUUUCAAUGCUCGAGAUCUGGUAGGAACGUGUAAAGACUCAGUUGGUGAUGCGAAAAGUGUGGCACUGCUUAUUUCACCCCAGCCUCUGGAAAUACGCUACACAUGGGACGACAUUGCGCUUUUGGGUGAACUGCACUUAAUUUGUUCCGAUGUUACGGGCACCAUUAUCCCGGAAGCUCUAUUUGCGCUUCUUGGGUUCUUCACGCUACCGUCAAAGCUGAGUCAGGCUACGAAUAUGGUAGGAAAAGACUUGACCGACCCGACCAACGAAAUGACGUCACAUGGGGCUUGUGCAAUACCGUCAUCUACAGCUCUGUCGACGCGGCGCGAAAGUAUAUCUGAUAUAUUACGCGAUGGAAAGGACCCGGAAAUGGCAAUCACUAUUCGUGCGACAGCGAAGCGAGUGGGUGUCGCGCUUCCGCACAAUGUGCAAGAUCCGGAGAGCCCACGUGUAGCUCUUGCAGGCGAUUUUACGCUCGAGUUUACGUGGAAACCACGCUCCGACUCAAACAAAGAGGCUGAUUGUGGAUUAAAUAUCCAAAGCAGAAUUCUUGCUGAUGUGCACAAUGUGGAAAUAGUGCUUGAGAACGCCAGACGGCCGGGAUGUUGCGUGGCGUCUCCAUCUUCCAAUGCGCAGUGGGAUGGUAUUGAUAUUGCACCGUUGAUUCAGUUGCUUGAACCAUGCUCAUUGCACAUGGAAGUGAGCGAUCUGUUUCCGCGUGCGGGCCAGCAACAACAGAUCGUGGCGUUGAGCUUUACCCCGAUUGAAGUAUUUGUGUCUUACGAAGACGCUUGUAUGGCAAUGGACACAAUGGAAUUUGUAAGCGAAGCGAUUUUACGACACGGAAAGAAUCGUAGUACCUUUAACUCCCGUCAAUUGUCGCGUACUGAAAGUUCCAGUUCCCGUCCACGGGCAAGGUCGCGUACGUCGUCAAGGACAAUUCUAGGAGACACUGCACAGGAGAAAGAAUUUCACCGAUACUUUACGUGUAAGCUGCCGUCCAUCAACCUGACUCUGAUAAAUGAUUGUGAUGGAUGCGACAUGGGGCUUGCGCAGUUGCAGAUCGAGCGUUGCCAAAUUUUCUUAAAUUUGACCGAUGUCUCGCAAGCGGAGGAGCAUGACGUCGCAUUUAGUUCCUUGCUGGAACAGGACUGGUCUGCAUUACCAGUAACGACAACAAUAACUGGCGGAGGGAGCUUGGUGGUGCUCAUGUCUUAUUAUAACCCGGAUACUCGCGACUGGCACCCCAUGUGCACGGAGUGGUCACUUGAUGCGUCAGUCCAGGGAUCCAUUUCAAGCGAAAGUGAGUUGCAUGUCACUCUUACGGCAUCUCAAUCCCUCGACCUCACUGUUACGCAGGGUUUGUUGGAGGUAAUGGCAUCUGUGGGUGGCGCGUGGAAGCGUCGUGCAGCUUCAUUUACAGCACAGAAACUUGCUGAAGGAAACGAAAAUGAAGCACAAGAAAGAAAGCAACGCAAACUGGCCCCUUGUGUAAUCUGCAACGAGACCGGGCUGCCGCUGAGUUUUUGGCUCACGAACGGGUCUUUUACGACAAAGCCUCAAGUUUUAUCUGCAACAAGCUCGGCUGAUGUUCGUUACAUUCAUGCUUCAGGUCGAGGGCGUGGUGUGGUUCGGCGUUAUGCAUCUGGUGAUCGGGACGCUGCCAAUUUACGUCUCAGUUUGCAGUUGAUGGACUCAAAAAGCACGGGCGGCAGCAGUGUGGCACGGUUUCAGUCCAUUCAAGGACUUAUUCUUGAGCAGCUAGGCGCCCGCACAUUCCAUCUGGUGGAUACCCAUGGGCAGAGAACAAGCUUUACACUAAGCUUGUCGGCCCAGCUCGUUGAGGGUCGUAUCUUGCUGAUCAUCUCGUCACCUAUCAAGUUGGUGAACCGGUUAACGUCAUGCCGUCCCGUUGCGUUACUCGUAAACGACCCGACAUGGCAAUCACCAGUCGAGAUCGGGAUCUUGAGGCCAAAUCAAGACUCAGCUAUCCCUGUGCUCCUUUCUCUUGCGUCGGAGCUGCGCCUGCGACCAGCAGAGGACGGGGCCUCAUACUCGUGGAGCGCCCCUAUUCCAUUGCAGACGCUUUCUGCGGUCGAGCUUAAAGUACAGGCAGCCGCUUCCUUUGCCUCCUCAGGCUCAGGUGUGAGCGUGGUCAAUAAGUGUAAUCGUCAGAACGCUGUGUACUGCGUUUCUAUAUUGAGCGACAAAGAGAUGCGUGCUCUGGUUGUCGCCGAACCGCUUAUUCUCAUCAAUAAGCUACCGGUGCGACUAACUUACCGCGUGCGGUCAGCCAUGAGCUCCGCUUAUGGACUGGGGGUAAGCGAUAGUCCAUCGGAGCCAGAAACGAUCGCUGUGGGAGGCAAGGCCAGUAUCUGGUGGACCGAUAUUUCGCAGCGACCUCUAUUUCAAUUACUCGUAGAAGGCUGCACACUACCGUCUAAGUGGCUAGAGCUAGCACCUCGUGGAACAGCGAGUGGGGCAGUAUUGUCCGUACAGCUUUUUCGCGUGGAUGAUGGGCGCCUUUUUCGACUUCUUCUGCGCGUGGUAGGAGAUACCGAUCACGCUUCUAGACCUAUACGUGUGGAGUUCCUGUCCGACAUCUGGGUCAUCAACCGCACGGGUUUGGAAUUGGUGUACGGCACAGCUUCAGACAGUGAAGCUUACAUACCACCCCGUGCAGCACGUGCUCAGGUGGGCAACGCCCAAAUCAGUGCGUACUCGAGCGAUAGUAGCGGAAAAGUGCCUGUGGUGCGUGUUGGCUUGCGUGGUUGCACCUGGUCGGCACGGUUUGAAGCCGACCCCAAACGACUCAGCUGGCAAGAUGAGUGCAUUACGCUCCGCUCCGCUAGUGGCAGCUUGUCUUCGGGUGACGUACUGUAUGAGCUGGGCGUGUCAGCAGACUACGCGACCCGACACUUUGGCUCGGUCACAACUCUUGUAAGUGUCAUCCCUCGCUAUCUGAUCUUCAAUCAAUCGUCACACACACUGUUACUGCGUGAGACUUCGAGCCGUCAACAUGAGCAAUUAGAAGAUUCUAGCAACGACAACGUUGCGCAUCAUGUACUUGGAGCAAAAGACAUGUAUGCACUCUACUGGGUGGGAGGCGCUCGAGCUUUGCUACGCGCGUCAGUGCUUUUGGAUCAUGACACUGACACGCUGUGUGGUGAAGGCUACGAUUGGAGUGCAACCUUUGCUGUCUAUCGUGUAGGCACAGUGGACUUGUUGGUGCCGCCACGUUCUAGUGGGCGCGGUGUCCGUUUGAGGGUGGCAGUGAAGAGGGGUAGCUUAUCUCAGGCUUCUUUCGUGGUUGUGGUGACUAACAUGGUCACCAGUUCUCCGACCUCUUCGUCAUCAAGACUGUCAAGUGCUGGUUUGGCAUUCUCGCCAUCCGCGAGGGAUACAGUAGCAAGUACUGGGACAGCUAAAUGGCAAACAUUUAGUCUUCACGCACACAUGGCCGGCAUUAUUGUCACAGUUACCGAUAAGAAACAAGCUGGGAUGGUGGAGGAGUCUCAGAGUUUGUUUGCAGGGGAAUCAGAAGGGGCAAGCGAGUUAGUAGCUCGUGCGACAUUUACAAGCGUUGGUGUGGAGGCGUCUUGGUCGUCGCAGGCCACUGCUGCCAAACUGACCCUCGCGGGACUAAAGGUAGAGGACCUGCUUCCACGAUCCAAAAACCGUGUAGUGCUGCGACCACUCUUACAAGGCGACAGUACUCUCGGUCCUGUAAAAGGAAGAAGGGACAAACAUUUUCUUGAGCUGACGUAUCUCGAGAGACCACACGCGAAAUACACGUGGGUGGAGCGAGUCCGAGUGGAACUGCAAAACAUGAAGGUAUCGACAUCCACGCGCUUUGUUGACCGUCUCAACAAGUUGCAGCAGAAAACAGUUGCGCAUUUUCAGCAUAAGUCGUUGGUUUCUGCUUUCCCAGAUGAACAUAUCAGUAAUGGGGACGACGACGACGAAUGCGACUUGCUCGCCUAUUUUACGCAUCAGGAAACAGGCGAAGAGUGUACAAGUGUGGUCGACAUGGCAUCGAUGACAGGUCGGAAGUUGUACAUCGCAUCGGGCGAAAUCUCGCCCGUGCGUGUACUCGUAAGUUUUGCGCGCAACAAAAGUGAUUCGAGCCGUCGUGGCAACAAUGGAUUUUGGCUCUCCAACCUUAAAAUCAAGAUCGAAAACGCGUGCGUGACGUUAGAGGGCUAUCGGUUAUCUCACGCACUGGCCACGCCGGAGUCGCUGAGCUCGUCGAUAAUGCGUUUUUACGAGCAAUCUGUGAAGUCACAGGCGCUCAAUCUGAUAGACUCGAUCGAGGUGACGUCCCUUGUCACGAGCAUGGUGACCGGCGGUGUUACAUCACUCGUCUCGACGUUGCGUGGUAGAGCUGACCCGGCUGCAGCUGCUGGCGCCGUGGCUCCCGGAUUGCUUACAUCGGACUCUUUGAAUGCCAAUAGUAGUAGUUCGCUGGCCGUCCCUUUUCGUUUUGAGAACUUGUCGAAUGAUGAAAUCGUGCGAAAGCAUUCUCGAGCACUGGACAAGUGCCGCUGUAACACGGAUUUUUUGCGUCAAGUACGACACCUAGUGUAUGACUGGGAUGCCAACCACACAGGUCUGGAGGCACGCGGGUGCGUUGCUCUUGCCCUGAUCAAUAACUCGCGACAUUCGUUGGUGAUGAACACGAAGCUAAACGACGGAGCAUCACUGCGAGCUCUUCCAAUAGGGCGGCAGCACCUCGCAAGCAUUUUGGAUGCUUCGAGCGAAGUUGGAACCGCAUCAGCUGCGGGAGGCAGUGCGACAUCAUGGCGAUCCGACCGUGCUCUAGUGGUAUUUGCUUACGGCUACACGCCGACAUUGCUGACGUCAGGUGACGUUUACUUCACAGUGCAAUCAAACGCCUGUAACAUCUACGCAACACGCAAGACUGCACGGCUAAAGGCCAAUCGGGGCUACACGGCAACGUUCACGCUACAAGAAGCUCAAACCUGGUGGUCAGUGAAUGUGGUCAUAAUCAGUGACGACUUGCAGGACAACGAUAACUCCGUGACUGCAACUACUUCGGACACGCUGUUUGGGGAGGCGCCGGCUGCAAGUGAGCUGGAGGCAGCAUCCACGGGUGGCGACGACGAGUUCGAGGUGGAGUUCUCUGGCACCUCGCUGGGUCUUGUCGCCGAGCAGACCGGACGAUCGGUUGUUGUGCGCGAGUGCGUCCCCUCAAGUGCGGCUGCAAUUUCGGGGCGUAUCGCUGUCGGUGACUACGUGGUCGCCGUGAACGGUAUGAGUGUUGCCAAUACCGCACAAUUCAAAUCGCUUGUCAGUAAGACGCCGCGGCCGAUCGUACUGCGCUUCCGACGCAAGUGUAAUGCAGCCUACGAUCUCUUUGGCGAGCGUGCGCGGGAGGAUGGAGGAAAUGAUCUCUUUGGUUAG
This is a messenger RNA of Peronospora matthiolae, 10257 nucleotides long. The record is from the annotation of a GenBank genome assembly. NCBI's taxonomy places the organism in Eukaryota, Oomycota, Peronosporomycetes, Peronosporales, Peronosporaceae.